GUUUAUUCCGUCCGCUGGGAUAGACAAACUUAGGUACGGUGUGUACGUACCUUACCCUCGCAACGAAGCUGAACUCUUCGCUGUAUGUCAUAAUUUAACUCAGUACUAUGUAAGGUAACGCACGAGAAGUCGGUCGCAGUCAGUGACUACCGGCACCUAGCUUGCUAUGAUGCGAAAGCGAGUUGCGAAAGGCUAGCGCAGGACGUUGCCGAGCGUAAAAUACUUAUACUACUAGUUUAUGACUGAAAGAAGCGGGUUCCGCUUCAGGGUGUCUUCAUUUUUUUGGUGACGGUACCGGGAUGUUGCUAGGAGCUAUCCCUCCAUAGGCUGUGGUAAAUGGCAAAGGUGCAUCAGCUUUACUUCUUGUAAGCCACUCCUGCAUAUUACUCCUUAUGCAGCGGACAUAAAGGUGACGUCCACCUCCAGGCGCAUUCCUAGCAGGCUUACGGCAUCCACCUCAGCCAGCAGCAGCUGUCGCCAGCUGUCGCCGGUCGCAUCGGCGGCGGAUGCGGCGGCAAUGGCUGUGGCGGCCGGGACAGCACUUCGAAGGCCUAACUAACACACCUCCAGGGCUGCCAAGUACCGGUAAGCUGACGUAGACCGGGCAAGUCCGCUGGUGCCGGACGUACGCCGCUAGGUAUACCGCGCGAUCGCUGAAGCCAUGGCGGAGAUAGUAAGGACGAGCUCGGCCCCGUCCAUGUGCUGCGUGAAGCCCGAAGACCUGCUGCUGCAAGCCCGUACGCCGGAGCCUGCGGACCACUUCGGUGGAAGGUACGGCAGUGAACCUACCAUGGCAUGCAAGCAGGUGGGCAGCAGGCGCGGGGGACCCCUAUCUACACCAAGCCGGCGGAGCAUUUAACCCGUGUAGUCGUACGGCAACUUGCUGCUGCUGCGGCCCGAACCCUGACAGGAAACCGUGAGCGAGGUGGAGAUGGACUGGGUAGCGUUUCAGUACCGGUGUUUGGGAGCCAUUGGGAAAGUGCUGCAUUACCAUUGAACAAACGAAUUUUCCUCGCGCGCUCUUUUCAUGCAAUGCCUUAGCAUUGCAACUGGCCUACUUCAGGUGACAGGGUUCAAGUUUAACUAUGCAUGCGGGCUUCCUGAUUCUGAAGCAAGUGCAUUUGGUAAUGCUAUCCAUGCAAGCACAAGUAAGCCGCCGUAGCUUUAGCCGGGUAGUCCACGCAUGUAUGGACGUUUUGGGAUAGUUCGUUACGAGGUUUCAUGGUCAGACAAUCCAUCGAGUCUUAUUUAGGCGCUGUAAAUGAAGACCUUUUUACCAGCCCCAAACGCCGCCCUUUGCUCUGCCCACGGCUUUGCUUUUGUGGACUAAUUCUUGACUAGUCAACCCUUCCCAUCCGUGAUAACCAUUAAGCCCAUUCCAUCCAUACGCUCGCCCUUUCACCACUGACAGGGUGACAGCAGGGUCAAGCGGAUGCAGGCAGAUUGGUCUUUAAUGUUCAAUUUUUUACAAUCAUUUGGCGUGACUUGACAGAAGUCGUCGAAUGUGUCCUGGCGAAAAGGCAAUAGCUAGGAGAUGGCGUAAGCACGUGCCUGCAUACGUGCACUACCGGUAGUAACCUUGCAAAACGUGCGCGUAAACUUUCCGACAACAAUUCGUAAUAAUGCCAAGACGGUGCAAAACUAAACAUAUUUAACUGUAAGCAGAAGAUGCUUCGAGCACGCCCGAGCGAUGCAUUGGUGACUGUCCUCGCUCGCUAGUUUGGCUAAGAUUCCAGUCAGCAAAUUGUAGUACUGCUGCAGCAAAGCCUACAUAAACGUGAAGGUAGCAGCAAUUAUUUCAGUGUUAUCGUCACCGUUGUUGGAAUAUAUCGCCCAGUAAGUUCAUCUGCACCUAUCCGUCUUUGAAGAGCGUACCUGCUACAGGCAAAGACCGUCGUGCUCCCGCCUUCGACAUCCAAGAAUGGCCAGGCGGACGGGCCACGGCGCCCCGCUGCUGCUGAUGGCGGCAGUGCUGGCAUCCUUCGUCGUUCUGCUGCUGCCGCUUGCGGCUGCGGACGCCGAGAGGAGCCUCAAGGAGGCCAGCGUCUCCCUGCCGUCGGACGCGGGCUAUGACGGGGGACGCGAGCUCCUUCAGCGCAGGAGGCGCAGCAAGGGACGCGGCCUUCUGGAGAUCGUUGCUGAGCUUAUCGCUGACUCCGCUGCUGACGGGCCCGGCCGUGCCCUGCUGGAGGACGAGAACGCCGACUGGGCCAGGUGGGUUACUUCGCGAACCGGUUGAUUUUAGGGGUGGUCCAUGCUUUACGUGCGUGUGGAUGGGAAAG
Astrephomene gubernaculifera is the source of this 2282-nucleotide messenger RNA. The record is from the annotation of a GenBank genome assembly. NCBI's taxonomy places the organism in Eukaryota, Viridiplantae, Chlorophyta, Chlorophyceae, Chlamydomonadales, Astrephomenaceae.